This is a messenger RNA of Lolium rigidum, 1443 nucleotides long. Its product is annotated as WUSCHEL-related homeobox 12-like. The transcript has 4 exons. Gene Ontology annotation, biological process: regulation of developmental process. Gene Ontology annotation, molecular function: DNA-binding transcription factor activity; DNA binding. Bases 1 to 1443 code for a protein of 480 amino acids. NCBI's taxonomy places the organism in Eukaryota, Viridiplantae, Streptophyta, Magnoliopsida, Poales, Poaceae. The record is from RefSeq and is a predicted model, not a curated record.
AUGGCUUCCUCCAACAGGCACUGGCCGAGCAUGUUCAGGUCCAAUCCUGCCGCCGCCUGCGACUUUCACCACCAGCCUGACAUGAACAACCACCACAGCAGGCCCUCCUUGACCUCCUCAGGGAUCGACCAGGAGAGCGGCCGGACCCCUGGGGAAACGAAGCCGCGGUGGAACCCAAGGCCGGAGCAGAUCAGGAUCCUGGAGGGGAUCUUCAACUCCGGCGUGGUCAACCCGCCGCGCGACGAGAUCCGCCGCAUCCGACUCCGGCUCCAGGAGUACGGCCACGUCGCCGACGCCAACGUCUUCUACUGGUUCCAGAACCGCAAGUCCCGCACCAAGAACAAGCUCCGCGCCGCCCAGGCCGCCGCGCAGGGCCAGCAGCCCACUGGCCGCGCCGCCCUGACGCGCGCUCCGGCGCCUUACGCAGCGCCUGCGCCUCCCCUGACGCCGCCACGGCAUCUCCUAGCGCCGGCUGGUACGCUGCUGCAGGGGCCAACGUCCUCGUCGUCCUCCUCCUCCGACCGCUCCUCCGGAUCCAGCAGGUCGGUGACGAUGAAGCCGGCGGCCUCCCAGGCGAUGCUGCCGCCGUCGGCUGCCACCACCAUGGGCCUGUUCACACCAGCGCCGCCUGCGUCGUCGCCGGCGCUCUCCGCGUGCCAGCUCUACUGCCUGCAGAGCCAUCCCAUGCCGAUGCUGGCGCCUGCGACGUCGGUGCGCGAGCUGAUCAACACAACACCGGAGUCUCCCCCACCUCUCCUCCUGCAGUGGCCCCCGCAGAGCCAGUAUCUGCCGGCCACCGAGCUCGGCGGCGUCCUCGGCUCCCACGCCCACACUCCAGUCUCCACCAACGCGCAUCUGUCCAGCCUGUGCAACGAAGCUGCGUUAGGGCAGCAGGAGAUCAUCGACGUGACCUGCUGCUCCAAGCUGGGGCUCGGCAGCGGCCAGUUCUUCAGCACCACCACCGCCACCGGCACUACCGAUAUGCCGAGCCACAGAACCGACGCCGUGAGCGCCGUGUUCACGGAAGACGAGAAGGCCAGGCUGGGGACACUGCACUACGGCCUCGGUGCCGUCACCACCGCCGCCGCUCCCGCUGCCUUCGACGUCAGUACGGCAACCGCCCUUCCAUGCGCCGCGCCGGCCAACAAUGCCGCCGCCGCAAGCUCUGCAUUCACCGAUCAGCUGCAAGGGCUGGUGGACGCCGGGCUAUUGAUGGGCGGAGGAGCGCCGGCGGCACCGGCGAUGGUGGUGGCUGUGGCUGCGGCGCGGCCGGAUGUGGGCGCGCAGUGGUUCAGCGUGCCAGCGAUGACGCGCCUCGACGUAGGGCUGUUCGGCGAGGCGGCCGUGCUGCUGCGCCACACCGGCGAGCCGGUGCCCCUGGACGGUUCCGGGGUCACCGUCGAGCCGCUCCACCACGGCGCCGUCUAUUACGUCUUGGUGUGA